AUGUCUCCUAUUCUUGCUGUAUUCGGCGCAACAGGCGUCCAGGGGGGUUCCCUUGUCAACUAUGUGCUCAACGACCCUGAGCUCAGCCAGAAAUAUCAAAUCCGCGCCAUUACUCGUGACAUAACUUCAUACAAUGCCACGGCACUCCAGGGAAAGGUCGAAGUCGUCCAAGCUGACGUAUCCGACCCUGUCUCGAUCGAGGCAGCCCUAACCGGAGUCCACACCGUCUUUGCCAUGACUGUGCCUUCCUUCACCCCGGACGGACUAGAAGUCGAAUUCAGUCAUGGCAGGACAAUCGCCGACACCGCAGUCCGACAGGGCGUCAAAUAUCUUAUCUUCAGCACGCUGCCAGCCGUCAAUGAGAUCUCAGGCGGCAAAUAUUCCCAUGUCACUCCCUUUGACGCCAAAGCAAAGAUCGAACACUACAUACGCGGUCUCCCUAUCAAGAGUGCCUUUGUGUCGUUUGGAUUCUUCAUGCAGAAUCUACAUACUCAGCCAUUUCUGGGUCCCGUGCCGGCUCCGGACGGGACUUGGAUUCUUGCCCGUCCCGCUCCUCCUACAAGUCGCAUUCCAUACAUUGAUGCCGUUGCGAAUGUUGGGAAUGUAGUCGGCUCUAUUCUCGCCGAGCCUGAGAAGUACGAAGGAAAGACAUUCUGCGCUGCUGAAAGACUAUACAGCCUGGAAGAGAUUGCAGCUCUUCUCUCGCAGUCUAGCGGCAAGACUGUUGUCUAUAAGCAGGUUACGCUCGAAGAGUUCAAGAAGAGCAUCCCAUUUGCGCCUGAUCUCUUUGCUGAUGGGUUUGGGUUCUCGGAAGAGUUUGGGGGAUAUUGGGGGCCGGAUACGGAGAGAUUGGUUGCUUGGGCUAUUGAAAAUACGCGAGGUAGAUUACGUACGCUUGAGGAGUACUUGGAGGCAAACCCUAUUCAGCUCUGA
Molecule: messenger RNA, 933 nt
Organism: Talaromyces amestolkiae
Lineage: Eukaryota; Fungi; Ascomycota; Eurotiomycetes; Eurotiales; Trichocomaceae
Exons: 1
Coding region: 1-933 (310 amino acids)
Source: RefSeq, a predicted model, not a curated record